Messenger RNA from Lasiodiplodia theobromae, 1482 nucleotides. Its product is annotated as Glucan endo-alpha-glucosidase Agn1. Bases 1 to 1482 code for a protein of 493 amino acids. Gene Ontology annotation, molecular function: glucan endo-1,3-alpha-glucosidase activity. Lineage: Eukaryota; Fungi; Ascomycota; Dothideomycetes; Botryosphaeriales; Botryosphaeriaceae. The record is from RefSeq and is a predicted model, not a curated record. The transcript has 2 exons.
AUGGAUCGCAUUGGGGAUUUCUGGAAGAAGAGCAAGCGCGAGGUCAAGGACCUGCUGGCUGACGUCGGCCUGCGCGACGACGAGGCCCCAGCGCAGCCUCCGCCCCCGCCCUUGGACUCCCACCCCAAUCAUCAGCACCAAUUCCAGGAUCGGCGCCCGCAGCUGGACCAUUGCCAUCAUGACUACCACCGUCGCCGAAAGGGCAUCUUCUGCCAUUACAUGGUCGGAAGCAUGGGCAGCAUCGAGCAAGCCCACACUGAUGUCAGGGAAGCGAAGUCGGUUGGAUUCGAUGCCUUUGUCUUGAACGUGCAGAACGUGAAGGAUGACUGGUCCUUGACCGCGCUGUCCUGGGUCUUUUCCGCUGCCGAAGCCGCCGAUUUCAAGCUGUUCUUCUCGUUUGACAUGGAUGUUCUGGCCGACCCCGUGGAUUUCCUGCCGCUUUUCGUCCACUACCAGGCCCAUCCCGCCUACUACCGCUACCAGGGCCUGCCUUUCGUCAGCACUUUCCAGGGCGGUCGCAAGGCCUUUGACCUGCCGCACCCCAACGAAGGCUGGACCUUGAAGUUCCGUGCCCAGCUCCAGGACCGCUAUGGAAUCAUCCCAUUCUUUGUGCCCGACUUUGAUGACCACGGCGGCGCCGCUUAUGACGACAAUUUCUUCAACCGCUACUCCGUCGUCGAUGGUGUCUUCAGCUGGGAGACGGCCUGGCCUUUCAAGGACGAUGGCGUCAGCGACGUGAGCUCCGCCGUCGACGAGGUCGGCAUUCAGUGCGCCCACAAUUCUGGCAAAGUCUACAUGAUGCCCAUGUCUUCGCUGCAGUUCAAGCGAAUUGACGGCAGCGGCAACUGGUAUCGCCGCGGUGAGCUCAACCUCGCCCAGCGCAUGGCCCAGGUGCUGGCCUUGUCUCCCGACUUCGUUCAGAUCAUCUCGUGGAACGACGCUGGUGAGAGCCACUAUAUUGGCAAUGUGUGGCCAGAGGGCAUCGCCAGUUGCCCCGACAUCGGUCUCUACACCGAUGGCUACGACCACAAGGCCUGGCUCCACGUCAUUGCACCCUUCAUAGCCGCCUGGAAGGCUGGUGCAACCCACCCUUCUCAAAUUGUGCCGUUUGGCGGUUUUGCUGGCGCUUUCUGGUACCGUGACCGCCUGGCUCACACACACUGUCCCGGCGACAGCAUGGGUCGGCCUUCCGGUUGUGAGAACGCCGAGGAUGCCAUCAACUUUGCCAUUUUGCUGCCAGCAGACACCAAGGGCGUUGGCAUCAAUGUUUGGAGCGGCGGUGAAUUGCUCGCCUCUAUUCCAGGACAGCCGGGCCUGAACGCCCACAGCGUAAAGGGCGCGAAGACGGGCCCGCAAAGGGUUGAGCUCAUCAAGGAUGGCCACCUUCCAAUGGGUGCUGGCGACAGUCCUGUGAACAUCACUGAUGAGGCUGACGAGAGCAAGACGUAUAACUACAACUAUCACGUCGUGCAUAUCUCGUAA